Molecule: messenger RNA, 312 nt
Organism: Aspergillus affinis
Lineage: Eukaryota; Fungi; Ascomycota; Eurotiomycetes; Eurotiales; Aspergillaceae
Exons: 1
Coding region: 1-312 (103 amino acids)
Source: RefSeq, a predicted model, not a curated record
AUGGGCCGUUCUACCCCCGUGGCCCGUUCUACACCCCGUCCAAAACUUUCCCGCAGCGUGUCCCCGCAAGAGUCCCUCGGUGGCACCCGCUGGAUCGUGGUCCAUUUCCACGAGUGGGUCCCAGCUGACAACAUCGACAUCAUGGAGGUCGUCGUGCUCGAGAAGAUGCGGAGCCGCGAGUAUCAAUGCUACACCGACGAACCUUACGAGGACUACUACACCUACAAAUUCGAGGUGAACAUCCCGGCUAAUGUGGAGUCAGAGAAGGGUUGCCAUAACACGGCUGCUAUACUCGCUUUAUUGUCAUCUUGA